This is a messenger RNA of Sciurus carolinensis (gray squirrel), 2230 nucleotides long. RefSeq names its product ATPase H+ transporting V1 subunit C1 (gene Atp6v1c1). Gene Ontology annotation, biological process: proton transmembrane transport. The transcript has 13 exons. The record is from RefSeq and is a predicted model, not a curated record. The coding region runs from base 203 to 1351 and encodes 382 amino acids. Gene Ontology annotation, molecular function: proton-transporting ATPase activity, rotational mechanism. Gene Ontology annotation, cellular component: vacuolar proton-transporting V-type ATPase, V1 domain; lysosomal membrane. NCBI's taxonomy places the organism in Eukaryota, Metazoa, Chordata, Mammalia, Rodentia, Sciuridae.
CUCCGACUGGCACGUGACUUGUUCUGUGGGCGCUGGGGUCGAGGAAGCUGUGAGGCCGGAGCUUAGGUCCGGGAGCGAUGGAGCGCUGAGCCGUUAACGUCUGCCAGGCCGCCUGCCUCCGCACCUGUUACCGCCGCCGCUUCCUCCUUUGGCACCUUCCUGGCUUUUUUCUUGAUUUCCAAAGAAGUACCUGGUAACAAACAUGACUGAAUUCUGGCUUAUAUCGGCUCCUGGGGAGAAAACCUGUCAGCAAACAUGGGAGAAACUGCAUGCGGCGACUUCAAAGAACAAUAAUCUUGCUAUUUCUUCCAAGUUCAACAUUCCUGACUUAAAGGUUGGCACACUGGAUGUUUUAGUUGGCUUGUCAGAUGAACUGGCCAAACUGGAUGCAUUUGUAGAAGGGGUGGUUAAGAAAGUGGCUCAGUACAUGGCUGACGUAUUGGAGGACAGUAAAGACAAAGUACAGGAGAAUCUGUUGGCUAAUGGAGUUGAUUUGGUUACUUAUAUAACCAGGUUCCAGUGGGAUAUGGCCAAAUAUCCUAUCAAGCAGUCCCUGAAAAAUAUUUCUGAAAUAAUUGCUAAGGGAGUAACUCAGAUUGACAAUGACCUGAAAUCUCGAGCAUCUGCGUAUAAUAACCUGAAAGGAAAUCUUCAGAAUUUGGAGCGAAAGAAUGCAGGAAGUUUGCUAACUCGAAGUCUGGCAGAAAUUGUGAAGAAGGAUGACUUUGUCCUUGAUUCAGAAUAUCUCGUCACAUUACUGGUUGUAGUUCCCAAGUUAAACCACAAUGACUGGAUCAAGCAGUAUGAAACUCUAGCUGAAAUGGUAGUUCCAAGGUCUAGCAAUGUUCUCUCAGAGGACCAAGACAGUUACCUUUGUAAUGUCACCCUGUUUAGGAAGGCAGUUGACGACUUCAGACAUAAAGCCAGGGAAAACAAAUUCAUCGUUCGUGACUUCCAGUAUAAUGAAGAGGAGAUGAAAGCAGAUAAAGAAGAAAUGAAUAGGCUUUCUACUGACAAGAAAAAGCAGUUUGGACCACUUGUGCGGUGGCUGAAAGUGAAUUUCAGUGAGGCGUUUAUUGCGUGGAUUCAUGUGAAAGCAUUAAGGGUUUUUGUUGAGUCUGUUUUAAGGUAUGGUUUGCCAGUGAACUUCCAAGCAAUGCUACUUCAGCCUAAUAAGAAGACAAUGAAGAAACUGAGAGAAGUAUUGUAUGAAUUGUAUAAACAUCUAGACAGCAGUGCAGCAGCUAUUAUUGAUGCUCCCAUGGAUAUUCCUGGCUUAAACCUGAGCCAGCAGGAAUACUACCCCUACGUGUACUACAAGAUUGAUUGCAACUUGCUGGAAUUCAAGUAAAACUGCAGCCCUUCGUACAGCCCUGUGCUUGUUUGUGUACUAGCAGAACCAGGCUGCAGUCUCAUAAUACUUUUAACUCUUGUCCUUUGCUUGCUCCCACCCCGUCCCUAGUGAGUUCUCCCACAGUGGUCCAUAUGUCAGUGUUUUCUUUUUAAAGGAAAAUAUAUAUAUUGAUUGUUUUUAUUGAUCAGGUCUGUAAAUGUGUACUAAAAAAAUCAGAGUUUAUUUAUAAACAGAAUAGUUUAUUUAAAGAGAAGGUCUUUCCUCAUUGAUAUUGUGAUAUGCAUUAAUUCCAUUUGUUACCUAUUGUGCACAAAAGCCUUGUUUACAAGGGAAUGGUGUAAACACUUAUACCAUUUUGUUCACUGUAUGUAGUAAACAUAACUGUUUCAUAGUUAUUGAAUCGUGAUGUAAAGAAAUGUGACGAUAUUCAGGUAUGUGCUUUCUGAAUGUUUCAAAUUACAAUCUGUGAGCACUGUUGACACCCACAGGAGAGAAUAAAAUUACCUGUGCAAAGGUGUAUUGUGGUGUGUGUAACUUCAGAUUACAAUUCAGUGUGAGAGUUUAAUAAAUGAUGUCAUAGCUAACUUGCUAUGCUACUUUCAGGAUCUUGUCAUAUGCUGAGGUGUGACUAUUUGUGUCUGACCUAUGUAUGAUUUAAUUGUGCCAAAUUUGGGUCAGAGCACAGAUUUGAAGAUAAUUUUUCAACAUAUGAUGAGUAUUUGCAUUUGGACACUAGACUUUUAGUUCUUGCAAAUAAGUGGGACCAAUUUUGAAUAAAGUAUAGCGAAACUAUGCAGUUUUGUAAUUUGUCUUAAGUAUUUUGCUUUAUUUUUUAAACAACUUUAACAACUUUUUUUUCUUUUUUUUUUUCUUUGU